This is a messenger RNA of Paracoccidioides brasiliensis Pb18, 1560 nucleotides long. RefSeq lists its product as uncharacterized. Gene Ontology annotation, cellular component: membrane. The transcript has 3 exons. The record is from RefSeq and is a predicted model, not a curated record. The coding region runs from base 1 to 1560 and encodes 519 amino acids. Gene Ontology annotation, molecular function: transmembrane transporter activity. Gene Ontology annotation, biological process: transmembrane transport.
AUGGGCACGAACGAUCAGAAUAAUGACGACAUCUCGUCUCCGCACCACGAUGAAAAAAGGGGGAUAGUCCCUCAAACUGAAUCUAUUCACAGGGGAACAGCCCACGAGGUAGCAGAGAGGGGGCAUACUGCUACUGACCUUUAUGGGCGUCCGCUUGUCCAAUUUGACCCAGCUGCUGAAGCCAGACUUCUCUGGAAGAUCGAUUUGUUUAUCGUCCCCACUGUUUCUCUUCUCUACCUUUUCUGCUUCAUUGACCGCGCAAACAUUGGAAAUGCGAGGCUCGCUGGCCUGGAGAGGGAUCUCAAACUGAAAAACUAUGACUACAACACCGUUCUCUCAGUUUUCUACGUCUCCUACAUCAUUUUCGAAAUCCCUUCCAACAUGGCCUGCAAAUGGAUUGGCCCCGGAUGGUUCAUCCCGGCUCUGUCGCUUUCGUUUGGGCUCGUCUCCGUAGCCACCGCAUUUGUGCACAAUAUCCACCAAGUCUGCGGUGUCCGUUUUGUCCUUGGGAUUUUCGAGGCCGGGAUGAUGCCGGGUAUCGCAUAUUAUCUGUCCAGAUGGUACCGAAAGGGAGAACUGGCAUUUCGUCUAUCUCUAUAUAUUGUCAUGGCUCCCCUUGCGGGGGCCUUUGGUGGUCUUCUUGCGUCCGCUAUUCUGAAAUUGCCCAACUUUGGUGGCCUUCAUGAGUGGAGGAUGAUAUUUGCAAUCGAGGGUAUUAUCACAUGUGGACUAUCCGUGAUUAGCUUCUUUACCCUGACCGACCGGCCGGCUACCGCUAUUUGGCUUACCCAGGAGGAGAAGGACCUUGCCACAGCUCGCGUCAAAUCAGAACGCAUCGGUGCUACUGAAGUAUUAGACCAACUUGACGUUCCCAAGACGCUCCGUGGGAUCUUCGGUCCUGUCACCCUGGUCACUUCUUUCAUAUUCCUCCUAAAUAACAUUACCGUUCAAGGACUUGCAUUCUUCGCACCCACAAUCGUCAGAACAAUCUACCCCAAAAACAGCGUCAUUUCCCAGCAACUUCACACAGUGCCCCCGUACGUCAUUGGUGGCUUUUUUACCGUUCUUUUCCCCUUUCUCAGCUGGAAAUAUAACCGACGCUUGAUAUUCUUCAUCAUCAGCGCUCCAUUGAUGAUGGUUGGCUACAUAAUGUUCCUCGCCAGUAACGACCCGAACGUUAGAUACGGUGCAACAUUCAUCAUAGCCAGCGGAGCCUUUUCAUUCGGUGCCCUUUGCAAUGCUCAUGUUGCCGCGAACGUGGUUUCCGACACGGCUAAAUCCUCCGCAAUUGGCACAAAUGUUAUGUUUGGGAAUAUCGGCGGCUUGAUAUCGACCUGGUCAUUCUUACCAUUCGACUCCCCAAUCUAUCAUAUUGGCAACGGACUCAAUCUCGCUACAUCGUCAACGAUGCUGCUUUGGUCCAUUGCUUUGUUGAUUUGGAUGGGGGUGGAUAAUAAGAAGAGGGAUAAGGUAAAUGUGGAAGAAAAACUUGGUGGGCUUAGUCAAAGACAAAUUCAGGACCUUGACUGGCGGCAUCCUGGUUUUAGGUGGAAGUCUUAG